Thrips palmi is the source of this 1478-nucleotide messenger RNA. RefSeq names its product alcohol dehydrogenase class-3-like. Gene Ontology annotation, cellular component: cytosol. The record is from RefSeq and is a predicted model, not a curated record. Lineage: Eukaryota; Metazoa; Arthropoda; Insecta; Thysanoptera; Thripidae. Gene Ontology annotation, molecular function: zinc ion binding; S-(hydroxymethyl)glutathione dehydrogenase [NAD(P)+] activity. Gene Ontology annotation, biological process: formaldehyde catabolic process. The transcript has 10 exons. The coding region runs from base 82 to 1221 and encodes 379 amino acids.
CGAGCGGCAAGCGCGGCAAGCACAAGCAGAGCGGCCGGCCGGCAGUGUAGUGUCAUCGCACAAUCGGGCAGCAGCGACACAAUGACCACCGCGGGGAAGCCAAUCGCGUGUCGCGCCGCCGUCUGCUGGGAGCCCCACAAGCCGCUCAGCAUCGAGGACGUCGUCGUGGACCCCCCUCGGGCCGGUGAGGUGCGCGUCCGCAUGGUGGCGGCGUCCAUCUGCCGUACGGACCUCUGCGCCAUCGAGGGCCACACCAUCAUCAUGUUCUACGAGGGCAUGUACCCCGUCAUCCUGGGGCACGAGGGCGUGGGCGUCGUGGAGAGCGUGGGCCCCGGCGUCACCUCCAUGCAGCCGGGCGACCACGUGGUGCCCUCGUUCGGCAAGAAGUGCAACAAGUGCGCGAUGUGCGCGAGCGGCGGGACCAACCUCUGCCAGGCGACCAGUGGCCAGUGCGUAAUGGCUGACGGCACCACCCGCGUCACGGCCAGGGGCACGCCGGUCUACCAGGUGGCCUGCAUCGGCGCGUUCGCGGAGUACGCCGUGCUCGCGGAGGACACCACGGCCAAGGUGAACCCCGCCGUGCCCAUGAAGCACCUCUCCCCCAUCGGCUGCUGCAUCCCGACGGGCAUGGGCUCGGCGCUGAACGAGGCCAAGGUGGGCCCCGGCUCGACGUGCGUCGUGUGGGGGCUGGGCGGCGUGGGGCUGGCCGUCGUGCUGGGCUGCAGGCUGGCGGGGGCAACCACCAUCCUGGGCGUGGACAUCAACCCCGACAAGGAGGCCCUCGCCAGGAAGUUCGGCUGCAGCGAGUUCCUCGACCCCAAGACCCUGGACAAGCCCAUCGCGCAGUACAUGGCGGAGCGCUUCCCCGGUGGUGGCUGCGACUUCGCCUUCGAGAGCGCGGGCUCCCUGACGGCCAUGAAAGACGCGUUCGACUCGGUGCGCGUCGGCGGCGGCCACUGCGUGGUGAUCGGGGGCACGCCCCACGGCACCCUGCUGGGCAUCGGCCCGGGGGACUUGCUGUGCGGGAAGCGCAUUUCGGGAUGCCUGUUCGGCGGCUACCACUUCCGGAACGACCUGCCCAAGCUGGUUGACGAGGUCGCGGCCGGCCGGAUACCCAUCGACGACUUCGUGACGCACGACUUCCGGUUCGAGGACAUCGGCAAGGCCCUGGAUGUGAUGAGGACGGGCAAGGGCAUUCGCGUGUCCCUCCAGUUCGAGUAACCACCCGCCUCGCACCGUCACUCCUUCUCACCUCCGGAACAACCUGAGCAACCCCACCAGACAUUGCAUUCAGGUCAUGGGACAACAAUUUACAAAUAUUUGACAGUCAAUGAAAUCUUCCUUAAGAAGCGUCACAUAAAAAGAAGCUUGCAGUUGCUGGUGUUUAAAAGGUUGCUAUAUAAUAUUUUUACAGAACAUCUGAAUUUUACUUUCCACACUGUCAUUGAUUGUUUAAAAUAAAAGCUCAUCUCAAUGAA